AUGACGACUCUUGCAGCUAAGACCGUCGUUGCUACGGGCGCUUCCUCGGGCUUGGGUUUCGAGCUUGUGAAGCAACUUCUGGCCAAGCCUGAGCCAUAUAGGUUCAUUCUGGGGGCACGAGACACGGAGAGGACGAAAAAGGCCUACGAUGACCUUAAGUUUGACAGCACCACUCACAGCCUCACGGUGCUGCCACUCGAGCUGUCAAAUCUCAAGGCAGUGAGGUCAUUUGCACAGCAGACGCUUGAGAAGCUUGGACGGGAUAGAUUGGACUAUCUGCUACUGAAUGCUGGCAUGGCGAAGGGCGCCAGCGGUCCCGGGCCGCAUGGCUCGAAGUGGUGCGAGCCAUACGUCGUGAACCAUCUUUCUCAGCAUUACUUGACGCAUCUUUUCCGUGAGAAGCUAGUGGAGUCCAAGUCUCGCGUGGUCGUUGUCUCGUCAGGAGCAAUCCGACGCGUCUCUGAUCCUUCCGUUCUCGAUAAGGACCUCUUGGCCGACUCUGGGACAGGAGAUCAGUCUAUCUACUCCGAGAGCAAGUUCGUGCAGCUUCUAGGAGCCCACUGGUGGCGCCGGGCCCAGAGCAUUUCGAGGGCAUUCACACGGGACGACUUCCCUGCUGACCCUCAGCAGAUCUUCCUCACCAGCUGGGGCGAGUGGUGGGGCAAGGAUGUUUAUGAGGUUUCACUUGACGAAGCUCUUCAAGAUAAGUGGUGUCCAAACCAGGAUGAGAUCGAGCGGGAGGAAGGGAUCAAUGUAUGA
Diaporthe amygdali is the source of this 759-nucleotide messenger RNA. RefSeq names its product short-chain dehydrogenase reductase. The transcript has 5 exons. The record is from RefSeq and is a predicted model, not a curated record. Bases 1 to 759 code for a protein of 252 amino acids. Lineage: Eukaryota; Fungi; Ascomycota; Sordariomycetes; Diaporthales; Diaporthaceae.